Molecule: messenger RNA, 2033 nt
Organism: Daphnia magna
Lineage: Eukaryota; Metazoa; Arthropoda; Branchiopoda; Diplostraca; Daphniidae
Exons: 1
Coding region: 1-1200 (399 amino acids)
Biological process (GO): DNA integration
Molecular function (GO): nucleic acid binding
Source: RefSeq, a predicted model, not a curated record
AUGAUUGUAAUGGGACCUCGUGUCGAAAUUCCGCAUUCUAUUCGUGCAAACAUCCUGCGUGAUUUAGUGCAGAUGCACCAAGGUGCAACAAAAACACGUCAACGAGCCCGUUUAUCGGUAUACUGGCCGAACAUUGAUAACGACAUUGUGAACGCCACCAGAAAUUGUGAAACGUGUACAAAACAUCUACCUUCACAGCAACCAGAGCCGUUUCGAGUCCGUCCACCAGCAACGCGUCCGUUUGAACAAAUCCAUGCGGAUCUAGGCGAAGUCAAUGGCCGCCAUUUUUUAGUGAUGGUGGAUUCAUUCAGUGGUUGGCCUCAUGUGGUUGCAUUUCGUGACAGAAAAACAACAGCACACAAUGUCAUUGGCCAUAUCCGUAAUUUUUUUUCUAGCGUAGGAGCUCCAGUCACCUUUUGGUCCGACAACGGGCCGCAGUUUGGUGCAGCAGAGUUCCAGCGUUUUCUCACGGAUUGGGGGAUUACUUCCCUCAUGUCUUCACCAUAUUAUGCUCAAUCCAAUGGCCGGGCUGAAGCAGAAAUCGACUCAAUGAAGACGCUCAUCCGUGGAUCAUGGACAGCUGGCGCAUUUAACGAAGAGAAAUUCGCCAAAAGUAUCCUGCUUUUCCGAAACGCGCCGCGAUCUGGUGGAGCAAGUCCAGCACAGUUGAUUUUCAACCGUCCGGUGCGUGACUGUCUACCAGCUCAUCGCCGCUCAUUCGCACCAGAAUGGCAAAAAGCAGCCGAUGUACUCGAGAAACGGGCGAGACGGUCCAAGGAGCUGCAAAUAGCUCAUUACAACAAGCAUACGUGGCCCCUCGCUCCGUUUAUCAUAGGCAACCAUGUCCUGAUCCAGCAUCCCAUCAGUAAGCUGUGGUGUACCCCGGGAGUAAUCGUAGAAGUCGGCCAUCAUCGAGACUACCUCAUCAAGACUCCAGCCGGUUGGAUUUUUCGGCGCAAUCGGCGUUUUCUUCGCCCUCGCGUACCCGUAUUUCCAGCUACUACACCAGCUACUACACCAGCUACUACACCAGUCCAGCCGGAAGUCGUUCAACCGCCGCAACCGGAACCAACCGAGCCACCGGUACGAGAGAAUCCUGCUCCACCGAUACAAGAAAAUGCUAUUCCACCGGUGUUACGCCAUUCAACAAGGAAAAAACAGCCGCGGCGCCACUUCUUCCCAGCAGAGUGGACACAAUAACACCCAUCCCAGUCUCAUGUUUACUUAUUCAUGGCUAUGUGUGUGUUGCGUGUCCCCAGUUAUUAUUUUUCUCUAACAUGUUUAAAAAGCAAAGUUAACAAUGUACGUUAUCUUUGCUCAUUGAAAGGGGCGUGUGAUGACGCCAUCUGGCAACACCACACCCGUCGGCUCUAUAUAUAGGGGAGAACCCCUUCCCUCUGCGUCAGUCUCUGUCUGCUCUUCAUAGAGCACUGGUCGCAGGUGUAUCCAAUACACGUUAAUCCAAGCCGCAUCCUAUUCUCUCAUUCUAAGUUCAUCACAAUGAGGUGCUGACGAUGGAAUUCUUAAGCAAAGCAGCUGAAACAUCCUGCCUGUCUAGUUCACAACAUAGAAGAGCACGAAGAAGCUGGAAGCUCAGAAUGUUGGAACGAGCUGAGGAUUGGGAAAAUUCAAGGCAAAUUUUUUUUAAGCUUUUGUUGCAUCUAAAGCAUAUGUCACCAAUAUUUGCUCUAAAUGCUUCAUGAAGUUGACAUUGUACACCAAAUGCAAAAGUUUUUACAACAUAUACUGCAAUGUCUGUGAUCAAGAAGAACAUUUUGACUCUCCGUUCCAUCAACGUUCCCUCUUCUCUGAAAACACUUCACAAAUCCUGCUGCCUACUCAGUUUGUUAACUCUGAUGGAAGAGUUAUAAGUCAAGGUAAACAAAAUAUUUUAUGUUGAUUAUGGACCUUUUAAUUUAUCUUGUUGACUUUAGAAGUAUCUGUGCCUUGUGUGGCACCAACUACGUGCCCUUCAUGUUUAAAAACUGGGACUUGUCAUGUUCAGCCUGGCUUGAAAAAGAUAGCCGUAAUUA